AUGCCGCUUCUCGAGUCACACUUGGAACAAAUUGCUCUCUCUUCAAAUGCCAUUGCUGAUCUACCGUUUGUUUUCCGCUUGUUCAGCUAUGUUUUCGAAGCUAAUAUGCACUUCUACAGAUUCCCUGCUCCCCGCAUCUUUACGAACGCGUUGCUAGGCUCACACGACAUUACCCGCUUGAUCAGAGAUACUGAAGUCCAUGAACGAGCGCUUUUCCAAGUUGAUCCAGCUGCCAAGCCACAUGGGUCACAAAGGCGUGCCACCAGGCGUGGAACUACCUUCUCCGCCGAGGCCGAAUCCGAGUCAAUGGCCACUCGAAUUUAUUCUGCUCGCAACAACCGCAACCAGUCCGCUGUGGCCCGAGUUCUUGGCUCAGAUAUGAUGGAAGAAAUCAAACGGUCUGCCGGCACAUCGGCCCGAGGGCGUGGAGAAGUGAAUAUUGAGGUUCUACUCCGAGGAGCCGAGAUUCUAUGCAACGUCUAUCCCGUCGCUGGUGCACAGGAAAAAAUCGCCACUUUGCGCUAUCGCCACGAGUUGAUCGCUGAGUCCAUUGCUCGACUGGAAGAUCGCGUGGCGACAAACACAGCGGAACUCGAGUCCAUGCGACACUCCUACGACGAUGACGAGGAUGACUUUCUCCCCAUGCCUGAAGCAGAGUCAGAGGCACUGCUGGUUACCGAUGAAGAUAUCGAGCGUGAAUUGGCUGAAAUCCACGACUUGGAGCGAAGGAAACGAGCUUUGGAGGAGCGUGUCAUUGGCAUGGAGCGGGACCUGGGCGGUCUGAUGGGAUAG
Penicillium maclennaniae is the source of this 792-nucleotide messenger RNA. RefSeq lists its product as uncharacterized. Gene Ontology annotation, cellular component: spindle microtubule; DASH complex. The transcript has 2 exons. Bases 1 to 792 code for a protein of 263 amino acids. NCBI's taxonomy places the organism in Eukaryota, Fungi, Ascomycota, Eurotiomycetes, Eurotiales, Aspergillaceae. Gene Ontology annotation, biological process: attachment of spindle microtubules to kinetochore. The record is from RefSeq and is a predicted model, not a curated record.